Messenger RNA from Styela clava, 2165 nucleotides. NCBI's taxonomy places the organism in Eukaryota, Metazoa, Chordata, Ascidiacea, Stolidobranchia, Styelidae. The record is from RefSeq and is a predicted model, not a curated record.
GACUGCAUAAGGUGAAUGUAAAUGUGAAAGUUUGAAAAUCUUGAGGUUUCCAUACCGAUAACUUACGGUACGUGUAAUGGAGUCCGAUAAAGCUUUUCUAUGUAGCAUUGGGCAAAAAGUCUCCGGUACCAAUGACGAAAUAAUGAAACGAGCCACACUAUUUCGCAAAUAUCCAGAACUGUCUAAAAGAUAUUUCGCAAAAAAGAUCAAGUGGAAUUCAGACAGGCAUAUAUUUCGUCGAAGAUUGGACUAUGAUGAAGUUCUACAUCUAACUGGGAUAUGGGCAGCUUCAUUGAACUUAUUACCACCAUUCACUCAACACCAGCUAGACCAUUAUGUCUCAGCAAAAAUUCCGGGAAGUAGGAAUAUUUUGCAGAAAGGAUAUUCAAGCUUUAGGAGUCGAAAGAUGGUUACAAUAAGAUCCCAACAAUGCGGCGAAAAUGUGUAUGUACGUGCCUAUGUACAUAAAUCAUACAGUAACAUGAUCACAAGAAGAGCUGUGGUGAAGUUCAUACAUGGUGUACCCUCUAGCAGCUGCUGCACAUGCUUGGUUGGAAAAUCGGGAUUAUGUUCCCACGUUAUAGCUAUAUUUUUCCAACUCAUUUAUAUUGCCAAAAAUGGGUCUGCAUUAUUGGAACAACAAUGCACAGACUUGCCCAUGAGAUGGCAUAAACAUACCAGGAAGAGCUGCAUACUAAUGCAGCCCAUCACCGAUAUACUGGUUACAUCAGUCAGACGACGAAGUGUGAGUAAAAACAGAAGAAUUAGAUCGAGAGACAUUGCUCAAAAAGUGAAAGAGAUUAAAUCUUGCAUAAGCAAAGAGGAAGUGGAGCUUCAUUUUAUGAGAACGAUGUCCCGGAAUUUAAAAAUGAGAAAAUCUGGAAUGUAUCUUACAUUGAGCGAUAGAUAUAUAGUGCCAGCUAUUGAACAUGAUCAUGAUUAUUGUCGGAGAUCUAGCACAGAUUCAAAUGAUAGAUCGUUACCAAAUCCGCCAUACCAGAUAUUGAACUCGUUUGCCUCUACAAUCCCUCCAAGACAACAGGAAAUUAUAAAGUAUUACGACGUCAAGCAAAGGUCACAGGAGUGGUUUAAAUUGAGACAGGGAAGAUUUACCGCUUCAAUCUGUGGAUCUCUAAUUGGAAUAUAUGGAAAUAAAGAAAUGGACGAAGCUUGGAUGAUGCUGAUACCAGGAUCCAUGGGGAGAAAAAAAAACUUCCUGAAUUUUCGUCGUGGCAUUGAACAUGAAUCGAUAGCAAGGAAGAAAUUUGCAAAUGAUGCUGGUAUUUCGUGUGAAGAAUGUGGGUUUUUCUCCCGUGGUGUGUUUGGGGCGAGUCCUGAUGGCAUUAUUUGUAACAAAAACUAUAUUGUAGAGAUCAAGACUCGAGCAGCGCAACAAGAUGGCCCGCUUAGCAAGGUGGAUAAAACUCAUGUCAUACAGGCUCAAGUCCAAAUGCACUGUGCGAAUGCUACAAGGUGUGUACUAGUCUCAUACCACCCAGAGACAAAAAUAUCAACAUAUUUUCUGCUUUGCUACGAUCCAGAGUUCAUUGCAAUUUUGGAAAUGGUGCUUGUUGCUAUGAAGUCUGACCAACCCAUUUCACCCCACCGCCGGUGGGAACCAUCAGAUGAUCUGCACGUUAAACUCUGGGAGGAAAAUAUUUGCAUUGUCCCAAACUUUAAGAGUUUAAGAUCGUUGAGAUCUUGGUGUACCAAAUCUGCAACCUUGUGUCUUCAGAUCAAAGACCGCAAAUUAUAUUUUCAAGACAUUCAGAACAUGAACUUGGUGCCUCACCCAUCCAAAUAGCUUUUUUAAUGGGUCAGUAUGCGAAAAAAACUUGCCAGUCUUUGCUACGUAAGCAGUUGGGAAAAGAGUUCUUCCGAAUGCUUUCCUUUCCGCCUCUGUUGUGGACGCCUCCCAUUAUAAUGCAAUAUGUAUCAUUUGUUGGGUUAAUCUUAAAUUACUGAUUUCGUUCAAGAUCAAUAUUCGCUGCCUCUAACACUGUUUUUAUGUAUAAAAUCCAAAAUUAUCUGUGGAAUGGUUUAAUGAAUUCAUUAAUAUUGUUUGCUGCUAUAUAUUGUUUUAUAAUUUAUGAAAAUCCAAAAAAUGCAUGUCCCAUAGAGUGAUCUGAAAUAUUGUUUAUUGCAAUAUUGUUUUUAUUUAAAAA